Messenger RNA from Monoraphidium neglectum, 1215 nucleotides. RefSeq lists its product as hypothetical. The record is from RefSeq and is a predicted model, not a curated record. The coding region runs from base 1 to 1215 and encodes 404 amino acids. NCBI's taxonomy places the organism in Eukaryota, Viridiplantae, Chlorophyta, Chlorophyceae, Sphaeropleales, Selenastraceae. The transcript is spliced from 4 exons.
AUGAAGCAUCCCUCCCUUGCUAACCCGCUGCCCCGUGCCCGCGACGCGCGGCGAGCCGACUGCCUCUCAUCCGCGCCCGCGCCACUCUCCCCGCAGGCGGCAGCACACCUGCGGACGGGCGCCCCCGACGCCCCCGGCGGCGGCGGCGUUGGCCGGCCUGGGACGCCGACGUGGCGGUACUUUGCGCCCGGCGACCCCGACGGCGCCCCGUGCCGCGCCGCCGCGGCCGCGCGCGCGGCGGAGCGGCGGCGGCUGGCCGGCGCGUGGGAUGAGGACGAGGAGGGCGACGCCGGCGGCCCCGGCGGCGAGGAGCCUCGGGGCCGGCCGGCGUCGCGGGCGGAGGCGCGUGCGGCGGCCCCGCCGGGCGCCUGGGCGCUGCUCCCGGAUCUCAUCAUGCUGGCCAUGCCCGACGACGGCACGAGCGGCGCGGGGCCGUUCUGGCGGGGGGAGGAGUAUGACGGGCUCGCGCAGGGCAGCGCGGAGGACGACGCCGCCAGCUCAGCCUUCCAGGAGGUCGAUGCGCUGCUGUCAGACUGGGAGGAUGCGGCCGACAGGGCCGCCGCCGCAGAGUCUGAGCUCCGUGCGGCGGAGCGCUUGCGUGGCGCGCUGGUGCGAGCGGAGGACGAGGCGCGGGAGCAAGCGGGCCUCUCGCCGCGACGCGGCGGCGUGGGCGGGGACGAGGGGGAGGAUGAGGAGGCGGCGGAUGGGGUGCAGGCGCGCGACCCGCUGCCGCUGAAGGCGCGCUCGAGCGUCCGGCUGGCGCGCGGGCGCGUGGAGGGCGCGGAGGCGCGCGAGGGGGCCGCCAGGGCUGCGGCGGUGGCGGCGGCGGCGGAGCUGCGGGCGGCGGAGGCGGCCGCAGACGAGAGGGUCCGAGAGGUCGCGGCCGCCGCAGCAGAGGCGGCGCCGCCGCACCCUAUCGGCCCGGCCUCCUUCGCCCCCUGGCUCCUGGCGCCGCUCGCCCCCGGCCCGCGCUCCUCGGCCGCCGCAGCCGCGCUGCGGCUGCCCGAGCGGCUGCCCGGCGCGCCGUUUGCGCGCCCCGACGCGGCGCGCUGCUACUGGCGGCUCUGGCGCGGCAAGUGGGCGCGGCUACGGGAGCGGUUCCCCGCGGAGGGGCCCCAGGGGGCGCAUCUCAUCCGCGUGGCGGCGGGCGCUCAGCAGCGCUUGGACCUUGAUGAGAUCCUGGGGGUCCUGCAGGUGGGGGUUGGGAGGGGGUGA